Messenger RNA from Periconia digitata, 1400 nucleotides. Lineage: Eukaryota; Fungi; Ascomycota; Dothideomycetes; Pleosporales; Periconiaceae. The record is from the annotation of a GenBank genome assembly.
UUUCGAUGACAGCAGGCGUUUACGGGAUGCGUGGGGUUGGUAAUGUAACGUAACGUGUUGGUUCUCGCCUGUGCUUGCAACACCGCGUUUCAGAAAAGAAGGACCAAUAACACGAGACGGAGGCUGCAGGACACGUGAAGCAGCCUCGUGGAUAUCGAUAGCCUUGAAAGCCCAGUUGCAUUCACAAGACCUCGGCUCUAAAGGCGCAAAUUGCAUAUAACUUACCUUGCAAACACUCCAACAAAGAGCCUCGUUCCCACCUCCCUCUUUAUCGCAAGUUCAAGCCACAACCCUCGAUCAUGUCUCUCCUCAUGUCGUACCCUGGCAAGGGGUUAUGGGUGUUGGGUGCGAUUUUCGUCACUCUCGCCAAGCUACCUGUCCUCAGUCUCUACUAUCUCUUCCAACGUCCCCAUGCCGGCUGGACAGUUCGUCAAGCGCUCAUGAACAACCUGAUGCGCGCAUUUCUCUACCACUCAGCCAUAGUUCGAGCAAAGACUCCUCUGGCGCUUGGGCCGGGAAAAGAGGGGGAACGAUUCGUCACGAUGCCGCCUGUGGGGGACGAGUGCCUUAGUGGUAUUGUGGACGACAAGACGAUUCGCCCGGUUACGACGGGAGGAACAUGGUAUCCGUCUCUUCCCCCACAGGGUUGCAAGGAUAGGGUGAUCCUCCAUCUACAUGGGGGCGGCUACGCUAUCGGCGAAGGACGUGCGGCGGACGCUGCUUAUGCGGGGAAAACACUGACCCAGAACUCAGCCCCGUACGCCCUGUUCGUUCAAUACCGCCUCGCCAGCAACAGUGCGGGCCGUUUUCCUGCUGCUCUGCAAGACGCUCUCUCUUCGUACGCCUUCCUACUAUCCCAAGGGUUUGAGCCAGGCAACAUCAUCAUCUCUGGCGACUCAGCGGGCGGGCACAUUGCGCUGGGCUUGCUUCGCUAUCUCUCCACCACGGGCAAAGAUCUGUUGCCACCCCCACGAGCCUUGCUCCUUUGGAGUCCGGCAAUUGACCUCGAAGCCGCCAAAAAUCCUUCGACUGUUUAUGGCAGCGAGUACUACGACACCGAUUACCUCGUGGGCAAUUUCUCUAGCUGGGGCGCGGAGAAGUUCACCGAGGAUUUGGACCUCUCACAGAAUGCGCUGAGAGAGUAUGUUGUGCAGCUAGGCCACCCAUUCCGCUCGUGUUCCCCCAUCUGGAUCUGUGUAGGUUCACUGGAAGUCCUGAAGCCCGAAGGCUUGCAUAUCGCGCGAGAGCUGCGGGAGAUGGGCAGCGUUGUAGACACACACGAGAUUUCUGGUGCUCCGCAUGACAUACUAUUCGUCGGAAAUAUAUUGGGCUUUGAGAGCGAGGCCGUUGAGGCCGCGAAGCUUGCUCGUCAUUUCAUCGAGAAAAACCAUCAUGCAUGA